This is a messenger RNA of Suillus clintonianus, 877 nucleotides long. RefSeq lists its product as uncharacterized. The transcript is spliced from 4 exons. The coding region runs from base 213 to 545 and encodes 110 amino acids. The record is from RefSeq and is a predicted model, not a curated record. NCBI's taxonomy places the organism in Eukaryota, Fungi, Basidiomycota, Agaricomycetes, Boletales, Suillaceae.
AACUCAGGCACAGAACUCCGAUGAUGAUCGACUUCAAAGUUCAAACACAACAAUUCGGUGAAUUCCGUCGCACUUUCACCCAAACACAGUGGUACUACGUAGACCAGGAAGAUUGCAACACCCUUUCGUGUAUCAUUCUCUCAGGAUAGAAGAUACAUCACAGAAGAUUUAAGGGGGGAGAAGAUCCAUACAGCGACUUUUUCAGCCUUAUCAUGCUUCGGCACUGUCUGGUCCCUCUCCUCGUGCCCAGUGUCCUCAGGCUUCCUCCGCUCGCCGCCUUUGGAACUUCUUCAUCCCCUCUCGAUAUCGCCCUGCAGCAAGGGGGUCCAUUGCGAUGCAACAACACCCCAAACACCGUCUCUUCCGGAAAAAAGAGAAUCUACAUAGCGCCUCCCCCUGUGAAGGCCAACUCGAAAGCUCAGACUGGUCAGUCACCCUCAGCAGUAGCUCAGCCUGCAUCGCAGCCACAUUCGACCCCUCAGCAUCAGCCUGAGGCACAGACGGCGACACAACAACCUCCUCAAGAAGAAGACUAUGGUUGUUGAGGCAAUUUUUUGCCUCGCACUUUGGUGUAUCCCGCGUUGAACUCGUCCCGCUGUCUUUGCUUCUCAGCCUGCUGCCCCGUGAUGUAAUUCUUCCUGUUCCGUAUCUCCAUCUAUGUGCAAUAUCUUUCCUUUGCUAGUGAGUGAUCUUUGGAUAUGCGAUUUACGCUUACUCUCUUGCUUGGUUGGGCUACACGUGUUGUUUUUGUCGGCAUCUCCAUUUUAACUGUUGGUAAGCAAGUCUUAGAAAGGUGUUUGACAUUCGAAUUCCGAAGGUACCAGCACUUUGUCUGUGUCCUCCAAGAAUUUCUGUCUCCAGCAGUCGAGGACUCGUG